GAAGCAGCAGCAUGAUGCAGCCGCGAUGGGGAGGCUCCUUCCUAUACGCGGGCGCGCGCGCUUGCGAGACGACACAGCUAUAGGGCGGCGCUGCGUGCGAUAAUCAAAUCCUCGCGCGUCGUCCUUUGCACACAUGCAGCGCUGUCCUGACCGGACGAUCAAAGUAUCCAAACGUUCUGGACAACCUUCACUAUACCACAUCGCCUCGCGCGUCAUCUAGUUGCAAAGCAUUCCAAAGGUCUUUCGAUUCGUCAGAACACAUUCUAGCACAAGAUGUUGGCUGCACGAUCUGCUCUGCGCGCUUCUAUGCGCUCGGGUGCCGCACCCUCCAGCCGUCUCUUCAGCUCCUCGGCCAUCAAUAACAAGGCCGUCGCUGUUCUCGGCGCUAGCGGUGGUAUCGGACAGCCUCUGUCUUUGUUGCUCAAGAACGACCCUCUGGUCACCAAGCUUAGCCUCUUCGACAUCCGUCUCGCCCCUGGUGUCGCUGCCGAUAUUGGCCACGUGAACACGCCCGCCGUCACCACCGGAUAUGGAGCGGAGGACAAUGGUCUGGAGAAGGCUCUUGAGGGCGCCGAGCUGGUUGUUAUCCCCGCUGGUGUCCCUCGCAAGCCAGGCAUGACCCGCGACGACCUCUUCAACACCAACGCCUCCAUUGUUCGCGACUUGGCCAAGGCUGCUGCAAAGGUCUGCCCCAAGGCGCACCUCCUCAUCAUCUCCAACCCGGUCAACUCCACUGUCCCCAUCGUUGCCGAGGUGUUCAAGAAGGCUGGUGUUUACGACCCCAAGCGCCUCUUUGGUGUGACCACUCUCGACGUGACCCGCGCCUCCACCUUCCUCAGCGGCAUCGCAAGCUCUCACCCCGCUGAGACCAUCGUGCCUUGCGUUGGAGGUCACUCUGGACCCACAAUCGUUCCUCUCCUUUCCCAGGCCAAGCAGGGAUCCGCUGUCAAGGCUGGCGAAUUUUACGAGAAGCUCGUGCACCGUAUCCAAUACGGCGGUGACGAGGUCGUCAAGGCCAAGGUGAGUGCCGGAAGCGCCACUCUCUCCAUGGCCUACGCUGCUGCCGUGUUCUCCAACUCCUUGAUCCGUGCCAUCAAUGGCGAGGGCAACGUCGUCGAGUGCACCUAUGUCGACUCUCCUCUCUACAAGGACCAAGGCGUUGACUUCUUCAGCUCCAAGGUCACUCUUGGUCCCGAGGGUGUCAAGGAGAUCCACCCUGUCGGCCAAAUCACACCCGAGGAGGAGAAGCUCCUCGAGGCUUGCUUGCCAGAGCUUUCCAAGAACAUCAAGAAGGGUGUCCAAUGGGUUAGCGAGAACCCCUGAGCGUUCAGAAACUUUUCCGCGAAGAACGUUCUGGACACCAAAACAGGGGCUCAUUUGUUUGACUGCGCAGGAAUCGUUCAUCGUGCACGCUGCCUUUCAUCGGUCCUCUUGUUGCCCACAUUUGCGUAAUUCAAAAAAUUGGCGAUGAGAGCUUGCGAGAAUUCACCCCGAAUUCACCGCUGCGCUUUGAGCUAGAUUUGCUGCGAGUGACCUUCAUGCUCGGCUCGGAGAGGGCGGCUAGCUGCAAUUGGUGCGGUCACGUCAUAACACUAAGCCCAUCGACGGUGCUUCCAACUCACAGACUGACACUCCUUCAAAUGCAGCCCAG
Ceraceosorus guamensis is the source of this 1651-nucleotide messenger RNA. Its product is annotated as malate dehydrogenase. Gene Ontology annotation, cellular component: mitochondrion; cytoplasm. Gene Ontology annotation, biological process: malate metabolic process; tricarboxylic acid cycle. Bases 274 to 1323 code for a protein of 349 amino acids. Gene Ontology annotation, molecular function: L-malate dehydrogenase (NAD+) activity. The record is from RefSeq and is a predicted model, not a curated record. NCBI's taxonomy places the organism in Eukaryota, Fungi, Basidiomycota, Exobasidiomycetes, Ceraceosorales, Ceraceosoraceae. The transcript has 8 exons.